AUGUUGUUAAAAGUACCAUCUGUUGACUGGACGGAUCAAAUAGUUUACGUGGUGGACGACGACGAAUCACUGUCUGACUUUGACGAUGAGCCAGAUUUCUCAGAAUAUAUGUGGAUGGAGAACGAGGAGGAAUUCGACAAGAACGAGUUGCAACGUCUUGAAGAGGAAGAUAUCAUGCAAGAGUGUUUCGAAGCCAUGAUCGAGGAUGAGCUCGAGGAACAAAUAAAUGAAUGGGAAAAAGCCAAAACGGAAGAACAAAAUACGGCUUUAUCUGCGCUACCAAAGAGUCAAUGUAAUAUUGAGAAAUCUGUGCUAAAUCCCAUGGCUGACGAAUUCGUACCACUUUGCCAUCAAAUGGAUUUUAUAGCCUCGUAAGCGCCGGCCCCCAAUAGUCUGAACUAUAUAACCUCUCACAGCAGCGAUUUCAGAUGUGCAUCUGAAACGUAUCAUAGCAAGGAUAUUCCAACAUCCCAUGCAAGAACUCGAUUACCGUUUAUAUAUGAUAUUCACCUCCCUUGUCUAACCAAACAUUUAAAAACAAAAAAACACACAUAAAACCAGCCAAUUCCAAACAGGCAACUAUGUUGAAAAGUUGAAAAAAAAAGAAAAAAAAAAAACAAAUAUAAAACAUUUGAUGAAAAUUACGCGCACAUACACACACACGUUAUCAUAUGUAUAAUAACCAACUCAACCGAAAUGCAAACGAAUACCAUAAACAUAAAAAAAAUAUAUAUAUACUGAAAAUCAUU
Messenger RNA from Drosophila arizonae, 749 nucleotides. RefSeq names its product polyA-binding protein interacting protein 2 (gene Paip2). Gene Ontology annotation, cellular component: cytoplasm. The record is from RefSeq and is a predicted model, not a curated record. Lineage: Eukaryota; Metazoa; Arthropoda; Insecta; Diptera; Drosophilidae. Gene Ontology annotation, biological process: negative regulation of translational initiation. Gene Ontology annotation, molecular function: mRNA regulatory element binding translation repressor activity.